ACAAGCUAGUUUAAGAACUUUUUGUUAGUACCUCUAGGUUCUAGUUCAUCAUAUUGCGACUUUCUCUAUUGUGGGACGCUUUAGACCCGGAUCCGAAGGCGUUCAAGAUUUGGGUCCAAACCUCUUCGAUUCUCCACAUUCCUCCUUGCCCCACCCAGUUCACGACUGACAUGGACCCGCCACCGCCUCGGAACCCUAACACCGCCACUGCCGAGGCCCAGGAACCUCAGCCCUCAACUUCAAACUCAAUGAAACCCCCACCUCCUAAAUUUCUAAGCGAACCGGACCCGGAUUCACCGCAAAUCGAUCAAGACAAGUCCCAAUCAGACUCGGUUAUUUCUCAAAGCGGUGCAGAACCUACUGAAAGGGGCAAUGUUCAAGAUGACUCAAGCUCGAGCUCUAUCUCCCAAAGUAAAGACACCAAUGGAGAAGACCAACAACGAACUGGUGCUGCUGCUGUUCCGUAUACCAUUCCAACGUGGAGUGGGCGUCCGUGUCAUGAGUUCUACCUUGAAGUCCUUAAAGAUGGCUCCAUCAUUGAUAAAUUUGACGUCCACAAGAAGGGGGCGUACAUGUUUGGGCGUGUUGAUCUUUGCGAUUUUGUCCUUGAACACCCGACCAUCUCUCGCUUUCAUGCUGUUUUGCAGUUCAAGGGAAAUGGCGAUGCUUAUGUUUAUGACAUUGGCAGUACACAUGGGACAUUCAUUAAUAAAAAUGAGGUGAAGAAGAGAGUUUUUGUGGAGCUGCAUGUUGGUGAUGUCCUUCGAUUUGGACACUCGUCGCGGUUAUACAUAUUUCAAGGACCAGCUGACCUGAUGCCGCCGGAAGCUGACCUGAAGAGGGUGAGACAAGCGAAGAUCCGGGAAGAGAUGCAUGACAUGGAAGCAUCACUUCUCCGUGCAAAAUUGGAAGCGUCUCGUGCAGAUGGAAUCUCAUGGGGAAUGCGCGAUGAUGCUAUUGAGGAGAACGAUGAUGAAGUUGAGGAAAUAACUUGGCAAACUUACAAGGGACAACUUACUGAGAAGCAGGAAAAAACACGUGAAAAAGUUCUGAAAAGACUUGAAAAGAUUGCUCAUAUGAAAAAAGAGAUAGAUGCUAUUCGGGCUAAGGAUAUUUCUCAAGGUGGAUUGACACAGGGACAGCAAACUCAAAUUGCUCGUAAUGAACAGAGGAUAUCACAGUUAUUGGAAGAGCUUGAAAACUUGGAAGAGACUUUAAAUGAGAGCAUACUUGAAAGUCUUGGUGCACGUGCUGGAAGGACAUCCCGUGGAAAGAAAAAGGAGCCUGAAGAAGAAGAGCUUUCGAGUGAGGAGGAUGAGUUCUAUGAUCGCACUCAGAAGCCAAAGAGAAAAACUGGCGAAAAUCAAUCAAUUGAGACAGCUGAUUCUCUUCUUGAUAAGAAAGAUGCCAUUGUCAGGGAGAUGGAAGACAAGAGAAGAUUAUUUCUUGAUGAAAAGGAUGGCACAGGUCAGGCAGGUGAGGUUGAAGCUGGAGAUGAACUGGAUGCUUACAUGUCUGGGCUUUCAUCUCAGCUAGCUCUUGAGAAGAAGGAAAAGCUUGACAAGGAACUCUCCACUCUCCAAACAGAGUUGGACAGGGUACUUUACUUGCUAAAGAUUGCUGAUCCUACUGGUGAGGCUGCGAAAAAGAGGGAGCUGAAAGUACAAGAACCAAAGACCAGUUUGACCAAAACUGUCACAACUGAUGCCCAUCAGCAGCCUCCACCUGAGAAGAAGAAAAAAGACAGAGCAGAACCUAAGGACAUGGUAGAGAAACAGGACACUGUUGAUGCAAUCUCUACAUCCAGUCAAGAAACAAAGGAGAUUGGCACUGAUGCAGCUGAUGGUAAAAAUGUUGUGUACACUGUUAGUAAGCCCCAAUGGCUUGGUGCUGUAGAGGAAAAGCAAAAACAAGAGACAGUUAUUGAACGACAGGCAGAACUUCAAGAAAAUUAUCAAUUUGUCGAUUAUAAAGACAGGAAUAAAGUUUUGGUAAAACCAGAUGUUACACAGUUGACUGCCGAAUCAGGAAUUGAAAGUGCAGCUCCUGGAUUAAUAAUAAGGAAGCGCAAGCAAGUUGAGAAGUCUGAUGUCACUGAACUCAAAGAUUCUCAACAAUCCUCUGGAGCUGAUAUGAAAGCGGAAGAUGCGGUGGCUCUGUUGUUGAGACAUUCUCAAAGACACCAUUCUACUGAUGAUGAAGUGGAAUAUAGCGGACACGAUGUAUCCCAUGAAAGUCAAACCACGAAGGAAAAGAAAAAGAAGAAGAAGGUUCUUGGUCCAGAGAGACCACCAUUUCUGAAGAUUGAGAAGGACUAUGAUUCUUGGGUUCCUCCUGAAGGACAAUCAGGUGAUGGACGCACCUCACUGAAUGAUCGUCUUGGUUAUUGAAUGGAUGAGAUUCCAAAUGUUCGACACAUGUUGUGGCAUGGGGUAGCUCGACUUCAGUUUGCUGAUGGAUCAUGUAAUGUAAUUGAAUGGCAUUUAAAGCUUGAUUCGAGAUCUUAUCUUUCAAAAAUCCCAGACAGGAAGACGUCUGCGGAAGAAAAGCGGGGGGGGGGGGGGGGGGGGGGGGUCCACAUCUGUGAUGUUUUAUGCUUGGCUGAAACACCAAUCUUGAUAUUAUAGGCGGUAUAAUUCCAUGAAAGAUUGCUAUUUGAAGAGAAGAAAAAUAGAAAAGCGAUGGUGGUUUCUUUCUUUCUUUGUCCUGGGGUUUUGGGGUAGGGCGGUUGGUAAGAAAUGAAAAUGCUGGAGAAGGGGAAAGUAAUCCAGCUCUUGCACCUUCUGGGGAGUACCAAGAACCUGACACCUGCUGAUUUAGAACUGUAUAUAGAGAUAUUGACCCGGAAAAGAUAAGAGAUAAUGAGUAGAUGUGCUUGUAAUGCAGUGAUCUGUAACCAGUCCAAAAGGCGUAUAAGCUAUUUUGUGUGGCAUGAUUGAAGUCAUGUUUUUCUUUGUAUAACCAUCUAGUAUUCGAUAACCACUGGCUGAUUAAUUAAGAUUCCCGUGCAUAAGACUACAUGGGGUACAACUCCAUAUUAGGAGUUUCUCCAUUCUCAAGAUUCGAAUGCGACAUUUGUAAUUAAGGGUGCGGAAAUCUUAUUCAUCCCACCACAUCCUUUGGUGGUGUUAAGUGUAUUUUGCCAUAUGUAUGUGAAAACUACAGUACUUUUCUCAAGGAUGAACUUUAACAUUUGAA
Messenger RNA from Lycium barbarum (goji berry), 3198 nucleotides. RefSeq lists its product as uncharacterized. The transcript has 12 exons. Gene Ontology annotation, molecular function: protein binding; mRNA binding. NCBI's taxonomy places the organism in Eukaryota, Viridiplantae, Streptophyta, Magnoliopsida, Solanales, Solanaceae. The record is from RefSeq and is a predicted model, not a curated record. The coding region runs from base 171 to 2390 and encodes 739 amino acids.